Messenger RNA from Prorocentrum cordatum, 1916 nucleotides. The record is from the annotation of a GenBank genome assembly. NCBI's taxonomy places the organism in Eukaryota, Dinophyceae, Prorocentrales, Prorocentraceae.
GAGCGCUUCCUCACGCUCGCGGAGUACGGCGAGCGGAGGCCCGGCGGGGGCCCGUCGCGCCGCGCGCCGGGGGCGUGGCCCGCCGGCGCCGCGGACGUGCUGGUGCUGGUGAUGGCCAGCCGCACGCUCUCGGAGCGCGCGUCGCUGAUGGAGGAGGCCUGGCGGGAGUCUCCAGUGCAGCGCCUGUACCUCGUCGAUGACUGGCUGGGCGAGGUGCCCCGGGAGCUGCAGUGGCGGUUCGAGCCCGACCCGGGCGGCGGCGACGUCACGGGGUACUGGGACGCCCAGAGCAGGCAGUUGGAGUACAUGCGGGCGCACCCGAGCAUUGUCGGGAGGGCGAAGUGGGUCAUCCUCGCGGACGACGACACCUGGGUCUACGUGGACCGUCUGUUGGGGUUCGUUGCCGACCACGACCCUGCCGUGCCCGUGCUCUUCACGUACGUGUUGAGCGACGCUCACGUGCUGGGCUACGACUACCCGUGCGGCGGAGCGGGCAUGCUGCUGAGCGCUGCCGCGUACGAGCUGGUCGCCCCCCGACUGCUGACGCCAGACUGCCCCCUGAUACAGUACAACGACUUGACCCUCGGUUUCUGCGUGCAUGCGCACGGAGUGCCAAUGGUGCACCACCCAAACAUGCACUGCUCUCCAGACGUCAAUCGCGCGAUGCGUGCUGGGGAGAAUCUGAUGGACCUGCACUGGGGGUUGUCAGUGCAUCGGCUUCCAGCAUUUGGAGCCUUUCCAGAACUCGUGGAGACUGUGGGCGCCAUGCACAGUCAGCUGCCCUUCUUGCUGAGGAACGGUUGCCGGCUCGCCGCAAAGUCGAGCUCCGCGACGCUCGAUUUGCGCCUGUUCUACUGGACAGUGGACGCGUUCCCGAGCGCCGUGGACAAGUGCCGCGCAGGGGCCGAUGGACCAAGCGUCGGUGGGCCCAUCCAUCUGGAGUUCUUGAUCUUCGGAGGCGGCAAGGCCGUGGCCCGGUACCACGAGGAGCGACAGACGCCGCUGAUGGCGCCGCCCGGCGAGCGCGCCGCGAGGUGGCCGGACUGGUUUGUGCAGCUGCGGCGGCUGGGCUGCACGGGGCACGAGGACACCUGGUCCGCACGCUGGCUCGACGCCGCGCCACGCGUCUCGCGGCGGCAGGUGGCAGCUUCGGACCUGGACGCCCUGGCAGCCGGCGCGGGCGUGGCCGCGGAGGAGCUGCGGGCCUCCUACGAGGCGCUGCGCGCGCGGUCCCCGCGGGGCUCCUGGCUGCAGGAGCUCCAGCGCGAGUCGGUGCGGCUGCUGCGGGCGCUGUCGGACCUCUACUACGCGCACGGCGGCGCGGAGGCCCGCCUGCAGGCGGAGGACUCGCACCGCCCAGUGCGCCUGGGCGACACGGCGCCGCCGCCGCUGGCGCUCGCGUACGAGUUCUCCAGCCUCCACGUGGAGCAGGACGCGGGCGUGUGGCUCAAUGGCGUGGCGAUGAGCCGCCUGCUGCACUGCCCCGCGCUGACGCACCCGAUCGUGCUCCACGCGGAGGCCCACGCGAACGACUGGGACACCGUGGCCGACCGCCUGCGCCUGCUGUGGCACAACGCGCUCGCGGUGGACGUCUUCCGCACCCUGCGCUUCUGCGGCGUCGUGGUCCUGCACGCCCCGCAGAUGAUCCCGCACGCGCUGGCCUACCUGCCUUACUCCACCUACCGGAGGCCCCACGCCCCGUCCGUGGCGACCGCCCUGACGCUGGGCAACGUCAUGUCCCGCGAGCAGACUCUCGCGAUGUCGCAGCUGGUCUCCCGCAGGGCGUGCCGGGAGCGGCGCGGCGCGCGGGCGCUGGAGCGGGAGCGGGGCGGCUGGAGGCCGCCGUUCCGGAUGCGCUCUAUGGGCCUCAGCGAGCGUCGGAGGGCCAGAUGCCGCUGUUGUUGGGAAUGAUGGUG